AUGGAUCCUAUCAAGUAUAUCUUCGAGAAGCCUGCAGUAACUGGGAGAAUAACCCGAUGGAAAAUGUUGCUAACAGAAUACAACAUCCAAUAUGUCACACAAAAGGCCAUAAAAGGGAGUGUGUUAGCGGAUUAUCUCGCACAUCAGCCAAUAGAAGAUUAUCACCCUAUACAGUUUGACUUUCCUAACGAAGAUGUUAUGGUAAUAAGGGAUUGCGAGACCCCAGGUUCCGAUGAAGGACCUGAACCAGGAUCACGAUGGAAAUUGGUAUUUGGUGGUGCUUCAAACGCAACCGGACAUGGAAUCGGAGCCGUCAUAACCUCCCCAACAGGGUACCAUAUUCCUUUCACUGCUAGGUUAUGCUUCACAUGUACGAACAACAUGGCAGAGUAUGAGGCAUGCAUCCUAGGGAUUGGCGAAGCCAUCGACUUAAGAAUCAAGAUUCUAGAGGUAUAUGGAGAUUCAACUCUUAUCAUCAAUCAAAUCAAGGGAGAAUGGGGGGCUCAUAAUGCUAAGUUAAUCCAGUACUGA
Lathyrus oleraceus (garden pea) is the source of this 531-nucleotide messenger RNA. RefSeq lists its product as uncharacterized. Gene Ontology annotation, molecular function: RNA-DNA hybrid ribonuclease activity; nucleic acid binding. Bases 1 to 531 code for a protein of 176 amino acids. Lineage: Eukaryota; Viridiplantae; Streptophyta; Magnoliopsida; Fabales; Fabaceae. The record is from RefSeq and is a predicted model, not a curated record. The transcript has a single exon.